AUGAUGGAUGAUUCUUCGAGAAUUUUGCGUGUCAUCACCAACAAGUUGGUGAACGAGGCUGUGAAUAACUCCAAGAAAUAUAUUGGCACUGAAUCGCAAGAAUUCAAGAAGCUUAAGAAGGAAGUCCGUGAGAAUGAGGACGCUAUUACCGAAUAUGUCGAGUACUUAUUCAUAUCUCUGAAGCGCUCCGAUUCUGAACGUAGGCAAGCCUUAAUGUCCCUUUUCGACUAUUUCUUCAACCGCUCGCACAAAUUCCGGCUGAGAACAGUUGAAAAACUGCAGGAAUUGCUUCUGCUGGUGUGUGAAACAGAUCCUCUGCAUCACCCUCUUCCAGGACCAAGUACGGAAGCAAAGGAAUUAAAGGCUUACGCUAUAAAAGCGGUUAAAAAGUGGCAUGAGAAAUUUGGACCCGGCUACGACAAAUUGAAUUAUGUCAGCGAUUUUCUAAGGGAGUCUAAGGCUGUGGAUUUUGAUUCAGCAUCAGCGGAACUGUUGGCUGAACGGAUAAGAAAAGAAGCAGAAGAUAGAAAAAACGCCGAGUUAUCGCAGAAGGUUCUGGCUCAUGUUCGCCGGAAAUUCGACGAUGCAAAAGAAGAUAUCGAGCAGUGCAUUGCUUCUGCUGACACGGCUCUCUCAAUACUAGUUCCUAUUUUUGGCACGGAUUCCGGUGGAAGUACUAUGAAGAACUCCGAGAGAAGCAGCGUCGAAGAAUUUCAAAAGGUGCAGGCUGCUCACGGGUACGCAAGCUCUGAGACGAUAUCCGUCGUUUUGAAGUCGCUCACUCCAGAGGUUACGAUCAAUGAAGAUAACGAGGCGCUACUCGAAAGCCUACGCGAUGCAAAAGUUAUGCUAGACCAUUAUCGAAAUAAGGUUCUAAGCUGGCAGCGCAAAAUUAAUGGAGCUACAGGAGCCGAAUUACUUACGCGCGACUUGACUUCACUCAAGACAAAAAUCGACCAGCGGUGUGCGAAAAUUGCUGAAUUGAAGCUGAAGCCAAAGAAACGAAGACGCAAAGGAGCUGAUUCCAGCGAAAGUGAAGAAAGUGAUCUCGAAGAGGUUCCCGAAAAGCAAUUGGAGGAUUUCAUGCCACCUGAGGAAGUCCCUAGACAUAUUAUGGAACGAGUAGAGCAACUGGAAAAAGAGGAGUGUUCCGAGAAGCCGUGUUGUAGUAAAUCACUGGAAACGAUUCCGUCGGAUUCAAAACAGGAACCAAAAGAGGAUGAGAUCCAGGCAAAGCCGGAAAUUCCCGUUGUUUCCUUUGGACUCGAUCUGAAAUACUGGGGAGAACGACGCACUGAAGUCCCCAUUCUUCUCAACAAUGCUGACAGUCAUCGAUUUUGGAGGCUUCCAGAAGAUGACGAUCGACCCGCAAUGAAGGAGGCAGAUGGAGAACUUAGAAUAAUAACGUGGAUAGGAGAACCUCAGCGAGCGGAGAAACGUUGUAAAGCAAGGCUGUCGAAUGGCAAACUCUGUCCGAGAAUGGACUUGCGUAAGUGUCCACUUCACGGUGUUAUAGUCGACAGAGAUGACGAGGGCUUUCCCUUGAAGGAGGUGGAUGCGAGCGAGAUUUCCGCUUCCCAGGCUGAACGGGAACAACAAGAAGAGGAAGAAUAUUUGAGAGAUCUCGAAGCCGGUACUGGGAAGUCGUUUGUUUCUAAACCGAAAAAGAAGAAAGUGCAAGAAGGUACCGUACGAGAGCGUCUAGAGAAGAAACUGCUCAAUCCUCGGACCAUAAAACGCGUUUCCGCUGCACUGGAUGCUGCACGUAAAGCUCGACUUCAAAGGAAAGUUCGGCGAUCAAUUCUCACAUCUGCCUUCAAAAUGAAAACAGUUGUAAAUAAUUUAAAUGUGACCGUGUCACGAAUUAGGAACUGUAAUAAAUGUUUUCUCUGUGGUACUUCUGUCAUAGGGACGUUACUUAUUUAUUGUGGGUGA
Cooperia oncophora is the source of this 1935-nucleotide messenger RNA. The record is from the annotation of a GenBank genome assembly. NCBI's taxonomy places the organism in Eukaryota, Metazoa, Nematoda, Chromadorea, Rhabditida, Trichostrongylidae.